AUGUUGUCCGACUACAACAGGCGUGGCUCUGCCGGGUCUUCCACUCUCGAGAGCGAAAUCUUCGACAUUGACGACCGUGCUGCAGCCGCCCUGUAUAGACCCUAUUUUCUUUUUCCGCGGCGCACGCGGUGGAGAAAGUACAUUUGCCGCUCGCUGCGGCGUGUCGUGUACGUGCUACUGCUGCUUCUGGUCGCUCUUAUUUCCGUCACCUUCGUCUUCUUCCCUUCCUACACACACCMCCCGCCGCACUACCGCUCGCUCGAACACACCAUCAACUACUCCCAGGAGUCUGGCCGCGGGAAUCCUCGCCAUGAAAAAGUCUUUAUUGCCAACAACCUGUACGACGCAUCCGGCGAAUUGGCCCGCGGCAAAUGGGGUUCCAGUCUGCUGGAGCUGAUCGACUUGCUGGGCGAAGAAAACACCUUUCUGAGCAUCUACGAGAACGACGCCGGCGACGAAGCCGGGCGUGCCCUUGCCGAGCUGGACGCCCAGGUCAACUGCAACAAGUCCAUUGUGUUUGAGCCGCACUAUGACUUUUCUCACGCCGAGAACGUGACCCUCCCCGACGGCUCAGUGCGCUUGCGACGCGUGCCCUAUCUGGCCGACCUCCGAAACCGCGCUCUGCGUCCGCUGGAGGAACAGAACCGCAAGGGAAUCCAGUACGACAAGGUGUUGUUUCUCAACGACGUCUACUACAACCCACUCGACAUUGUGCACCUGCUCUUCUCGACCAACGCAGACCAAAACGGCGUGUCCAGCUAUCGCGCCGCCUGCGCCGUUGACUUUGGAAACUUGAUCAAGUUUUAUGACUCCUUUGCGGUGCGAGAUGCCCAUGGCUACCCCAUUGGCGUGCCAUUUUACCCCUGGUUCGUCUCAACCGGCGCGGCGACCAGUCGCAAGGAUGUGCUGGACCAAAAGGACGCUGUGCGUGUGCGCAGUUGUUGGGGUGGCAUCGUGGCCUUCGACGCAAAGUACUUUCAGACCAGCACUAACACCGCUCAGCAGGUCAGCAAGUCCGUUCCUCGCGAAACACUUGCAGACCGGCCAAAAGAACAAGAAAGACCUGCCGUCACGACAUCUACACCCGUUCGCUUCCGUACCAUUUCCGAUGUCUUCUGGGAAGCCUCGGAAAGCUGCCUGAUCCACGCCGACCUGCAGGACCCCUAUACCAACAUCGACCAAGUCAUCGAUACAGGCAUUUACAUCAACCCGUACAUCCGGGUAUCCUACGAAUACCGGGCCUUCACGCGGCUCGGCUUCGUGCGCCGCUUCGAGCGCCUCUUCGCCUGGCCCAACUGGAUCGCUAACUUGUUCUCUCACCACCCAGAACAUAACUCGCGCCGCACCAACAUCGCUGGCGAGACGGUCACGCAGCGGGUAUGGCAGCCCAACGCCAGUUACGACGAGGGCGGAUACUGGAAGGAUGAGACACGGGUGGCUUCGCGCGGCGGGUUCUGUGCGAGACGCAGCCUGUUUGUGUUGAAUAACAAGCGGCAAGAGGACGAUUCUGGUUGGGAGCCGAUCAGGGUGCCUCCUGAUCCAGACUCGCUUGACUGGACUUUAUAA
This is a messenger RNA of Talaromyces amestolkiae, 1566 nucleotides long. RefSeq lists its product as uncharacterized. The coding region runs from base 1 to 1566 and encodes 521 amino acids. The record is from RefSeq and is a predicted model, not a curated record. The transcript has a single exon. Lineage: Eukaryota; Fungi; Ascomycota; Eurotiomycetes; Eurotiales; Trichocomaceae.